Molecule: messenger RNA, 5940 nt
Organism: Sabethes cyaneus
Lineage: Eukaryota; Metazoa; Arthropoda; Insecta; Diptera; Culicidae
Exons: 2
Coding region: 1-5940 (1979 amino acids)
Biological process (GO): DNA integration
Molecular function (GO): nucleic acid binding
Source: RefSeq, a predicted model, not a curated record
AUGUCGGAACCAGGAGUAAGUGCUGAUGGUUCCGUUGCAGGUGGGACAAAAGCUACCUCAGGUAAGGAUAUGCAAUCUGCUCCCAGUGUACGGUUAGAUACAAACAUGAAUAAAAACCCCCCAGAAAAAUCUCUUAAAAAUAAAAACCCUCAAAACGAUAUGAUUGCUAAUUCGACUCCUAAAAAUCAAAUCCCCCCUUACCCUGAGCACGAAUCCACACCGGUGGCUGAAAGUAGUUGCGGAAUUUGUGACAAGCCGGACAAUCUACGAAUGGUCCAAUGUGACGCUUGUGAUGUGUGGCACCAUUUUUCGUGUGUAGGCGUUUCUGAAGAUAUCGCGCAUCAAAGCUGGGCUUGCUCAAAAUGCGUUAAUGCGAGAGCAACCAGUAGUAAAGCGAAAUCGAGAAGGAAAACAGCUGCACCAACGAAGUCGGGCACUGUGCAACGCAAAAAAGUUACCCGAUUUGCAAAGGAAAAAAGUGUAAACAAGGCGACUGCGGGUGCGAGGCGGAAGGAUGUUGUCGGCGAAGUAGGUACGGCACAUGAUGAUGCUGCGGAAGUGGUUGAUAGCAAAAACGGUGCUGCAAAGGGAACUUUUCAUAAGGCUGGAUCUGUUGUGUCAGGUACUUCUCUCAAAUCAGCUAAAGUGCGUUUGGAUCUGGAUUUAAAACAAAUUGAAGCCGAAGAAACAUUAAUGCAGGAGGAAAUGCAACGCAAGCGAGAGUUAGUGAAAAAGAAAUUUGAUGUACUGAAGGAGAUGGCCGAUCUGGAGAGCUGUGGAGGGUCUAUCAAUGGACAUCAUAGCACCAGAAACAAAGUGGCGAUUUGGUUAAACCAUCGUGAAGACUGCGGAAGUGAAACCAAAUGCUCGAAUGAAGAUUCGCAGGAUGGUGAAGUGUGGAGCGAGGAUUCCUACGGGGAAACAGCUGUCCGUGAAACGGAACGUGAAGACAACAUUUCAACUCGUAACCGGAAUACGUCACGUGUCAAUUCACCCAGGCGACUAUCUGUGGCGAAGGCAAACGGUGAGUGCGGCAAUCGAUCCCAGGUAGAGCGUCAACAUUCCCUCCGAGGCAACAAGCGUUUAUCUAGAGAAGAAUUAGCGGCGCGCCAGGUGGUUACGCGGGAUUUACCCAAAUUUGCUGGGAGUCCUGAGGAAUGGCCGAUGUUUUUGUCGACGUACGAGGAUACCACGGAAAUGUGUGGCUACACAGAAGCAGAAAAUAUGAUUCGCUUAAGGAACUGUCUCAAAGGAGAUGCGUAUAACGCGGUUCGUAGUUUUCUAUUGCGACCUGAGACUGUGAAUAGGGCGAUUGAAGCGCUUAGGCUACGUUUUGGUAAACCGGAAACGAUAAUAGAGCAUCUAAAAGAGAAGAUCGUGUCCAUGCCUAGUAUCAAGCCAGAUGCGAUGGAUAAGCUGGUAGAUUUCGCCCUUGAGGUUCAAAAUCUUUGUGCCACUGUAGAGGUUUAUAAUAAGCAAGAGUACAUGUGUGAUACAACCUUGCUUAAGGAGUUCAUCAAUAAGUUACCGCCCCAAAUAAAGUUAGAUUGGGCGCGGUAUAAGCGGAAUCGGUCAACGGUAAAACUUUCUACAUUCAGUCGGUGGAUAUAUACAUUGGCAGAAGAUGUAAAUGUGGUUUUCGAACCGCAGAGUCGAGGCAAUAAGCAGGAGCCUCGUGGAAUUCGGAAAGAGAAAUACGUAAACACCCACACAGAAAUUGCUCCUCAGGAUAAAGGGCAGCCAGCAUCAAUAACACAAUGCAGUUCUUCGGGAGCGGUAGUGAACCACGAAAAUAAACCGUGUCCAGCAUGUAAAGGUGCGUGCAAAAACCUCGGAAGGUGUCCGCGAUUUCAAGAGUUAUCAUACGAAGCAAGAUGGGCGACUGUUCGUGGAUUUAACUUCUGUCGAAAAUGUUUACAGCAACAUAAAGGUGGUUGUAAUCCUGGAAUUUGCGGGAAAAACGGCUGUACCUUCAAGCACCAUGUUUUACUCCACAAGGAUUUAACUGUCUCAGCGAGCUCGAGUUGUGACACGACAAGCAAACGAGAGACUCUGAAUGAAGAACGCAACAUUCAUACGCAUCUCUCUGGUACCACAACCGGAUCAUUCCGCUACGUGCCAGUGACGUUAUUUGGAAAUGGCAAGCAAGUGCAAUGUUUUGCCUUCUUGGAUGAUGGUUCGGAGUUGACACUGAUAGAUCAGGAGCUAGCCGAUGAACUAAUGUUACACGGAAAUGUUCGCCCACUAUGUCUCAAGUGGACGGGGGGCACUCACCGUUACGAAUCAGACUCUCAAAGUGUAAACGUGGAGCUUCGUGGACGUGGAGGAAAGCGGUCACUUCUUCAAGACGUAAGAACGGUGGCAGAACUACAGUUACCUUACCAAUCUUUGGACAUGGCCAAGCUAAGCUUGAAAUACGGUUACUUACAAGGAAUUCCUGUGGAAUCUUAUUCGAACGUUCGGCCGCGACUGUUGAUUGGCCUACGUCAUGCGAAUCUAAUGCUAGUGCGCAAGAGUCGUGAGGGCCAAAUCGGUGACCCGAUUGCGGUCAAAACGAAUCUUGGUUGGGCGGUGUAUGGCGGAUGGACUGCGGAUAAUUCCUUAGAUGUUAUUAGUCAUACCUAUCAUAUUUGUACCUGCAAUGCGCAAAGCGUGGGGGAGCUUAACCAAACGGUCAAGGACUAUUUUUCUUUAGACAGUUUGGUAAUUAAACAGAAUCGUAUCCAACUGUCCAAAGACGAUGAACGUGCAAUGUUUCUGCUCGAAUCCCGUACCCAUUUUAUUGGUCAACGUUACGAAACAGGAUUGUUAUGGCGUUCUGAUAAAGUUCGGCUUCCAGACAAUAAAGCUGUUGCAGUUCGUCGUUUGAGAUGUCUUGAAAAGCGUAUGGAGAAGGACACAGAAUUGGCAAAGAUAAUGAGAGAGAAGAUGGCGGAGUAUAGGUCCAAGCAUUAUAUCCGUAAAUUGUCGCAAGAGGAGCUUUCCGCAAAAUACGAUCGCAUUUGGUACUUGCCUAUUUUUCCGGUGUACAACGUGAACAAACCUGGAAAGGUGAGAAUCGUCUGGGACGCAGCGGCUGAAGCAUAUGGGACAUCUUUAAACUCAGUUCUCGUUACCGGACCAGAUCAACUGGCUUCCUUGGUGAGCAUUCUGAUUCAGUUUCGGGAGCAUCACGUUGGUGUGUGCGCCGACAUCCGCGAGAUGUUUCAUCAGGUGAGAAUUAUUCCCGCGGAUCAACACUGCCAACGUUUCUUGUGGCGCGAUCAUGUCGAACAGGUCAAACCGGAUACUUACGUCAUGGAAGUUAUGACCUUCGGGGCGAGCUGUUCUCCGGCUACAGCGCAGUAUGUUAAGAACAGGAAUGCUGAUAGAUUUGCAGAAACGUACCCAGAGGCGGUGACUGUCAUCAAGAAAGGUCAUUACGUGGACGACAUGGUUAUAAGUGUAGAGACGGAAGAGAAAGCAGUCGAGCUUGCUGAAGCAGUGCGGUUUGUGCAUGAGCAGGGCGGAUUUGAAAUCCGUAAUUGGGUUUCCAACUCUCCGUUAGUGCUAUCGAAAGUGGAUGAAAGGAUGUCAUCAGAGAAAGACUUGAACUUCACGGCAGAACUGGCGAGUCAGAAAAUCCUAGGAAUGUGGUGGGACACACUAGACGAUGUUUUUAAGUACAAAAUAAGCUGGGCAAGAUUCGAUCCUUCUUUACUUGAUGGAAGCCGUUAUCCAACGAAACGGGAGAUCCUACGAACAUUGAUGACCAUCUACGACCCUCUUGGCCUCAUAGACCAUUUCCUGAUCCUGCUUAAAAUUCUUCUGCAAGAUGUGUGGCGCGCUGGUGUACAGUGGGACGAAUGUAUUCCCGAGAACUUAUUCGAGAGAUGGCGAAGUUGGCUACGGUUACUCCCUGAGUUGGAACAGCUGCGUAUUCCUAGACGAUACCAGCAAAUACUGGCGUUGACAAAACCUGACAGCAUUAGUCUGCAUGCAUUCAUGGACGCCAGCGAGAGUGCUAUGACUGCGGUUGUGUUUCUGCGCUUUGUAAUAGGAAAGAAGGUGGACUGUUCAUUGGUGGCAGCCAAGACUCGAGUUGCGCCGCUUAGAUAUACAUCCAUCCCACGUUUAGAGCUUGAAGCAGCAAUUUAUGGAGUUAGGUUGGUUAACACUGUUUUGCAAAGCCUUACUCUGAAGGUGUCGAAGCGUACGUUCUGGACCGACUCUCGGAAUGUUUUGUGCUGGCUGAAGUCGGAUCAUAAGCGAUAUAGUGCUUUCGUUGGAGCGCGAGUAAGCGAACUGUUGGAUUCGACCGAUCUGCAGGAAUGGAGCUGGGUGCCUACCAAACUUAACGUGGCCGACGAUGGGACAAGGUGGCAAAAUCAACCUGACUUAUCUUCUACAAGCAGAUGGUUCAGAGGUCCUGAAUUCUUGAUGCAGGAUGAAAAAACGUGGCCCUAUUUACCAGUGAAAUCAAUUUCUACGGAAGAAGAGAUAAGAUCCAACGUGUUAUUCCAUUGUCAAGCUGACGAAUCGGUGAUCGACGCUAGCAGACGACGCGUCGGAAGAAACUCACUAGUCGCUGGCCCCUUGUCGUGCGAAGAGUUAAGAAAAGCGGAAGACCAUCAUUACCGCGUAGCGCAACGAGACGUGUACCAGGACGAAGUUACAACAUUGAAGAAGACCGGCAUAGUUCCGAAAACGAGUAGUAUCUACAAGCUGAGCCCAUUUGUAGAUGAAGUCGGUGUUUUGAGGAUGAGAGGUAGAACAGGUGUAUGUGCUUAUCUCCAUAGUGAUGCGAAGAAUCCUGUAAUUUUACCACCAAACCAUCGAGUUACAAAGCUGUUGCUGAUAUACUACCACGAGAAAUAUAUGCAUCGUAACUACGAAAUUGCCGUCAAUGAAGUCCGUCAAAAGUACAGUAUAUUUCGCUUGAGACAGUCGCUUGCACGAGUUCGUCGAAACUGCCAGUGGUGUAAAAACAGAGAUGCUGUACCCACCACCCCGGAAAUGGCUGAUCUGCCUGCAGCGCGGCUAUCUGCUUAUACAAGACCAUUUGCUCAUGUAGGGGUGGACUACUUCGGUCCAAUUGAGGUACUAGUGGGUCGAAGAGUCGAAAAGAGAUGGGGGGUACUUCUAACCUGUUUGACGACGAGAGCCGUACAUAUUGAGGUAGCUAACACUCUAACAACAAACUCCUGCAUAAUGGCACUGCAGAAUUUCAUAACUAGAAGAGGGACUCCAGUAAGCUUCUACAGCGACCGGGGAACCAAUUUUGUUGGUGCCAGCCGGAUGCUAGAUCAGAUACAGCAAACUUUCGACCAACUGCAGCUGAUGCGUGAGUUCACUACCCCCACUACCGCUUGGCGCUUCAAUCCGCCGGUUUCGCCCCACAUGGGUGGUAGUUGGGAGCGCCUUGUUGGAUCUGUUAAACGUAAUCUGACCGAAGUGCUACACCUGCGGCGUCCCACGGAUGAAGAGCUCAGAAAUGCACUGACGGCGAUAGAAGGUGUUCUCAACGCGCGGCCUCUUACUCAUGUGCCGAUUGAGGAUGAGGCGGCUCCCGCUCUCACACCCAACCAUUUUCUCUUGGGUUCAUCAGACGGGUCCAAACCGUUGACGACGAUCGAAGGGGAUACUGCAGCAUUGCGACGUGGUUGGCCAACUUCUCAGUGGUUAGCUAAUCUCUUCUGGAAACGCUGGAUCAAGAACUAUUUACCCGAAAUAACUCGGCGCACCAAGUGGUACGAGAAGGCCAAACCUCUACAGGAAGGGGAUAUAGUUGUCAUCGCAGACCCUGACCACCCUAGAAAUUGCUGGCCAAAGGGAAAGGUCAUUGGAGUAGUAAACCAUGGAGGUCAGACACGCAGAGCGACCGUGCAAACAGCCAACGGCGUUUACGAGCGACCCAGUGUCAAGCUGGCGGUAUUGGACGUUCGGCGCGAGGCAGAGUAA